Drosophila takahashii is the source of this 950-nucleotide messenger RNA. Its product is annotated as transcription factor Ouib. The record is from RefSeq and is a predicted model, not a curated record. Gene Ontology annotation, molecular function: DNA-binding transcription factor activity, RNA polymerase II-specific; zinc ion binding; RNA polymerase II cis-regulatory region sequence-specific DNA binding. Gene Ontology annotation, cellular component: nucleus. NCBI's taxonomy places the organism in Eukaryota, Metazoa, Arthropoda, Insecta, Diptera, Drosophilidae. Gene Ontology annotation, biological process: regulation of transcription by RNA polymerase II.
UGCAAUACAAUAAUGUACAACUUUAAAAAACAUUUCGAUGUUAAUUGUUAUGUGUUUAUAAUUUAUGUUCAAAAUGUCUGAGCUGCGCUCAGUUUGCCGAACUUGUGGCAAGAAUGUGGAACAUUCGGGGGCCACCAAGCUCUUCGAAAAAGACAAUUAUAACUUAAUUAGUUUAAUAGAAAACAUCACCGAUAUGUAUCUGGAGUUUGAUACUUCUAUGCCAGAUCUCAUUUGCCACUGGUGCAAACAGCAGCUGGAAAGGAUUACGGAGUUUCGAAACAGUUGCUUGAUUGUCCAUCAGUCCUUUCUGGCCUCCAAUAGGAAUCGUUUGCAAGGAAUCGGAGUAAUAAACGAGGAACCUGAUGAGCAGGAAGAGGAGUCUUACCAAGAGGAGGAGGACCAGGAGGAACUCCAGUUGUCUCCCAGGACAGCGGUGGCUAAGCGGUCGACGCCACGCUCCAAGCCCUGGGUCUGUGACCAGUGCGGCGGAGUCUUUAAGGCCAAGUCAGUCCUCGAUAUCAAGCUGCACCUGCAGCGCCACACGGGUCACAAGCCCUUUGGCUGCGACAUCUGCCAGGCCAAGUUCUACACGAAGAACGAGAUGCACCGCCACAGGAUCCUGCACUCGGAUGCCAGGCCCUACGCCUGCCGCAUCUGCAGCAAGACCUUUCGCUCAUGCAGCAGCAGGGCGAUCCACGAACGGAGCCACACAAACGAGCGACCCUUCCACUGUCAGCACUGCGACAAAACAUUCACCUCCAGUUCGACGCGCCAAAGGCAUGAAAUGCUGCACACCGGCGAGCGAAAGUACCACUGCGAGACCUGUAACUGUGGGUUCUACCGUCCUGAGCACUUAACUUUGCACAAAAAAUCUAAACUACACCAACAGAGAGUGAAAGCUGCUCUAACUGACUAAAAGAAAAGGAUAAUCGCACAUAGUUUUAAGUUAA